AUGAGUCUCUUUCUAGGUACCCUUGUGCUCGCACUCAUCUGCCUUGCCGACGCUCAGUCUUUUCGGGGAGAGCAGAGGGCCCGUAAUCUAACUGUCAUCCACUACCCUAGGAACGUGACCGUCUCGUUCAAGGAACCUCGCGGCGUCUGCAAAACAGCCUUUGAUAGGCAGAAGCAAUAUACGGGAUGGGUCAAUGUUCCAAGCGAGCAUCCCACUAAUAUAUUCUUCUACUUUGUUCAAGCCCGCGAGAAGUCGGAUAGUUUAACGAUAUGGUUGAACGGUGGGCCUGGGGCCAGCUCCAUGUAUGGCUUCUUUACCGGGGCCGGCCCUUGCGAGGUUGUCGAGGCAGGCCUUGACCGGUACGAGACCGUCGCCCGAGAAUGGGGCUGGGACCGCGCAUCCAAUAUGCUAUUUAUUGAUCAGCCCAGCCAGACCGGAUUUUCCUACGACACGCCUACCGAUGCUACUAUAUCUCUGAUGAAUGAUACGAUCACGAUGCCCCCAAUCUACAAGCCUGGACAUAUCCCACCCUGGGAUUUAGUCAAUGGAACGUUGAGCAGCGGCAACCGUACAAAUGAAGUCAACACCACCGAAGCGGCGGCCCUAGCUGUUUGGCACGUUAUGCAAGGCUUUCUUAAAACUCUGCCUAAAUUCAAGCUUCCACUAAACUUAUCGUCUCUUUCUGUUAGCCUUUUUGCCGAAAGCUAUGGCGGCAAGUACGGGCCGAUAUUCGCAGAGAUGUGGCAGGCGCAGAAUCAAAAACUUAAAACUGGUGCUCUAGAUCGAGACUCGGCAGUCGAGAUACAUCUAUCAUCGCUCGGCAUCAUCAGUGGCUGGGUUGACAUUGCGACCGAAAUACCUGGCUACAUCCGCUUCCUUCAUAAUAACACAUAUGGUAUCAAGGCAGCAUCGAGUGAAGAAGCAGACUCAAUGCUGCGCAACUUUACCGCCAUUGGCGGUGAUAGGGAUUUGCUAGCCCAAUGUGCCGCGAUGGCUAGGCAAUAUGACCCAACAGGUACAGGCAAUCAAGCGCAGGUAAAUGAUGCUUGUACUAAAGGAAUGACAAUAUAUGAUCAAGCCAUGGCAAAGUACGCUACAAUAGGCAGAAGUUCCUCUGACCUAGCUGAGCAACGGGGCAAUACAUUUCCUCCGUAUUACUUCGUUGAUUACCUUAACCAAGCAGCUAUUCUAGAUGAGAUUGGGUCGCCAAUUAACUUUUCUACCCUAAACUUUGACGUUUACAAUAGAUUCUAUGAAACAGGUGAUUAUGCCAGGGGUGGUAACAUAGCCCGGCUCGCAAAACUACUCAACAGCGGAGUUCGAAUAGGGCUGGUGCAUGGCGAUAGAGACUUUUCUUGCAACUGGUUCGGAGGUGAGGCUGUCUCACUAAGCAUUGCCCAACAGGCAGAAGGCGAUUAUUCCAUCAAGUUUCCAGCAGCAGGCUACGAACCAAUCCGCGUAAACAAGACCUAUAUUGGUGGCGAGGUUCGCCAGUUUGGCAACCUCUCUUUCAGUCGCAUAUACCAGGCGGGCCAUGCUAUACCCUCAUAUCAACCCGAGACGGCGUUCCAGGUCUUCUCCCGCAUUUUAACAGGAAAAUCUGUCUCGACCGGUAAGGAAAUCAAUAUGGAUACCUUUGGCACAAAAGGCCCUUUACAAUCGACAACACAACUCAAACUACCAGACCAAACGAGCCCGACAUGCUUUGUCCGAGUAGCUUGGGCCACUUGCACAGACAAAAUGAUUCGUCUGGCCAAGGAAGGAGGCGGCGCGGUAAUCAAUGGUGUUCUGUAUAACAGCACACAGGAUUGGUCACCAGCUAGGGUGCCAGUAUCAACACCAACUUCCCAUUCAGCCGAGUCUGUCGGGAAAGGCCGCUGCAAAAAAAGUCGGCGUUCGGUCACGUCGCGCUUGUAA
Molecule: messenger RNA, 1917 nt
Organism: Drechmeria coniospora
Lineage: Eukaryota; Fungi; Ascomycota; Sordariomycetes; Hypocreales; Ophiocordycipitaceae
Exons: 2
Coding region: 1-1917 (638 amino acids)
Biological process (GO): proteolysis
Cellular component (GO): fungal-type vacuole
Molecular function (GO): serine-type carboxypeptidase activity
Source: RefSeq, a predicted model, not a curated record